Symbiodinium natans is the source of this 3510-nucleotide messenger RNA. NCBI's taxonomy places the organism in Eukaryota, Dinophyceae, Suessiales, Symbiodiniaceae. The record is from the annotation of a GenBank genome assembly.
AUGGCCGCGGAGCUGAAGGCAGAGGUCGAGGGCCUUGUGGCCAAGAUCGCCGACAAGGCGGCAGGACAGUCCGCCCUGGAAGGUCUGGCCGCAAUCGCGAAGGACAAGGGGCGCCCGGCCGAACCCUUCUUGGUGGCCGCUUUCCCCAAGAUCCUGGAGGCUUCGAACGACAAGUCCAAGAACGUGAAGGAUGCCGCUGUCGCCACCAGCAAGGCCAUCAUGGAGAUGGUCUCCCCAUUUGCCGUCGAGCUCCUGCUGCCCUCCUUCCUGAACGGGCUGGCCGUGAAGGCAAAGCCCACCCAGAAGGAAGCCACUCUGCAAAUCAUCUCCGCCCUGGCUGGCAAAGCUCCUCGCGCCGUGGGCUACCUGCUGGUGAACCUAGUUGCUCCCGUGGCUGACCUGACCUGCGACAUCAAGAAGGAGGUGAAGACAGCGGCGCUGGAGUGCAUGACGGCCAUCUGCGGAUGCACGGGAAACAAGGACUUGGAGCCCUUCCUCCCAGCCGUGGUCGAUGCUGCCUCUUCUAUUGACAAGACCCACGCCUGCGUGGAGAAGCUGGCCGGAUGCAUCUUCGUGCAGAAUGUGGAGGCCCCGGCUCUGGCAGUCACCAUGCCCGUGCUGACGCGCGGCCUGAACGACAAGAACGAGGAGGUGAAGCGCACGUGCUGCCAGAUCGUGGACAACAUGUGCAAGCUCGUCGAGGACCCUGCAGAGGUGCUUCCUUUGAUGCCGAAGUUGGAUCCUUUGGUCAAGAGCGCCACACAGAAGAUCUCCGACCCAGAAGCACGAGGCGUCGCCGAGAAGGCCUACAAGACCUUGCAGAAGGCCGCCGGAGAAGGUGCCGAGUCUCUGCAGCAGAUGAAGCUUGAGGAUGCCAAGAAGCAGGUGUCCGCAGCGCUGGGUGGCAAUGCAGGCUCCGGAGAGGCCUUCGAAGACGAGCUGACGCAUGUUUCCGCCCUGGCCGCGUGCGCCGCCAACAUGCGGGUCUUCGAUGAGGACCUGUGGAAGAAGGACGUCGGCUACCUGGCACCUUUCGACUCCAUCACCGAGGCGCUGCGUGCCAAGAUGGAAAUCGCCGCCAAGCCCAAGGAAGAGGUCGAGGAGGAGGACACCGAGGGCGUUGACCUGUACAAGGGAGCCUUCUCCCUGGCCUACGGCACGCUCACCUUGCUGCGCGACGCCAAGAUGCAUCUGAAGCGCAACCGCUUCUAUGGCCUCCUUGGACCCAACCAGUGCGGCAAGACGACGCUCAUGCGUGCCAUCGCCAACGAGCAGCUGGAGGGCUUCCCCAAGCGAGACGAGCUCAAGAGCGUCUUCGUUGAGCACGAGAUCGAAGAUGAGGAGGUGGGAGUGCAGGACGAUGGUUUCCCCAUCCUUUCGGUGGACAAGCCCGGAUGGUGGUGGGUCGUCCACACCUGCAACGACAUCUACAAGCUGGACCCGCCUGUGAAGGAGGAAACGGUCAAGGAGCUGAUGAAGUCCAUCGGCUUCGGCUACCCUGGCGGCCCCGACCGUGCCGCCAAUCUGGAGCUGCGCCUCGGGCCGCAGCGCCGGAAAGUUUCCAGGAUCUUCCAAUUUCCAAGCGAUGCCCCUGCCGCCAUGAUUCCCCCCAUGAUAGCUCUGCAGCUGAUGAGGCCGGUGACCUCCUACUCCGGCGGUUGGAAGAUGAAGAUGCAACUGUGCGCUGCGCAGCUGAUGAACGCCGACGUGCUCAUGCUGGACGAGCCGACCGGACAUCUUGACGUUGACAACAUCAAGUGGCUGGAAGACUGGCUCGAGUCCUUCGAUGGAAGCAUCAUCUGCACCUCCCACUUCAGCCCUUUCCUUGACAAGAUGUGCACUCACAUCAUCGACUUCCAGGACCGCAAGCUCAAGACCUUCAAGGGCGAGAAGGGCCAGACCCUCACCCAGUUCGUGGAGAAGUACCCGGAGAAGAAGUCGUACUUCGAGAUCCGCAACGACAACAUGCGCUUCGUGUUCCCGGAGCCCGGCGCGCUGGAAGGCGUGAAGAGCCGCAGCAAGGUCAUCCUGCGCAUGAACAACGUCAGCUUCACGUACCCCACCAAGGACAAGCCCACCAUCAUGGAUGUGAGCCUGACUGUGUCCCAGGUGAGCCGAGUGGCAGUGAUCGGCGCCAACGGUGCGGGCAAAUCCACGGCCAUCAAGGUGCUGGUGGGCGAGCAGCUUCCCACGGAAGGCACCAUCUGGAAGGCCCAGGGCCUGCGAAUGGCCUACGUGGCGCAGCACGCCUUCCACCACUUGGAGAAGCACAUGCAGGAGACCCCCACGCAGUACAUCAUGUGGCGCUUUGCGGGCAACGAUGACCGCGAGAGCAUCGAGUUCAAGACCGAGGACCUCUCAGUGGACGAGGAGAAGGCCCGGGCCCAGAAGUGGUGCAUCGACUCCGUCACCGGCAACGUGCGCCGCUGCACGGACCCCAAGGAGGACGCCAAGAAGGCCAAGCAGGACGAGGCUGGAGCCGUGGUCCCGGAUGCCAUUGUCAACCGACGUCAGAAGAAGAAGGAGAAGACUUUCGAGUACGAGGUGAAGUGGCAGUUCAAGUCCAUGGACAACAACACCUGGGUGGAGAAGGACACCCUGGUGAAGAUGGGCUACAUCAAGCUUGUGCAGCGCGAGGAUGAGCGUCAGGCCGCCAUGGCGGGCCUGAUGACCAAGCAGCUCACCCAGCCGGGCGUGGAGAAGCACCUGGCAGACUUCGGCGUCGAUGCCGAGUCCGCCAGCCACACGCAGAUCAACCAGCUCAGUGGCGGAAUGAAGGUGAAGAUCGUCCUGGCGGCUGCCAUGUGGCAGAACCCGCACGUUCUCAUCCUUGACGAGCCGCUCAGAUGCCUUGUAGACGGAUGCGGCCCACGCGGCAAGAUGCUCGUAGACUGCUUUCCUUGGAACGGCAUCACGUGGCAUGCCCUGUGCAACGAUCCCCCGAGGCCGACCAACUACCUUGACCGCGACGGCCUGGGUGCCCCCGCCUGCACUUUGUCACAGCCGCCCUGCCCUGGGCGUGCCUUGGUCUUGGCAAUCAAGGACUACAAGGGCGGUGUCCUCAUCAUCUCCCACAACAAGGAGUUCUGCGACAGCGUGGCGACGGAGAAGUGGAUCAUGCAGCACCUCGGAGCAGCCGGUUGGACAAUCCUCAAGAUUCUUCUGUGUCGCCGCCUCCGCAUCGAGGGCGAGUCUAUCGACAACUCCAAGGAUGACGACAACGCAAACAAAGGCCCAGAACAGGGACAGCUCCACUGCCCUGAUGAGGUCUUCGACGGCGCGGGCAACAAGAUCGAGGUCAAGAAGAGCGCAACUGGUUGGCAAGCGGAGCCAGAGAAUGACCCUCCCUGGACAGUCACCAUGACCGAGAAGGACAAGAAGAAGUCCAUCAAGGACCUUGAGAAGAAGAUCAAGGACGGCAAGAAGAAGCAGACGCUGACCGACGAGGAGGUCUGGGAGCUCGAGGACAAGCUCAACGAGCUGAAGGAGAGCCUGAAGGGCAAGGACUGA